AUGUCUUUCACCAACGCACCUGUAACUCGGCUUGGUGUGGCCGGCCUUGUAGCUGGUUCCAUCGCAGCCAGUGUCCUCGAUGUCAAACACUACUUCUACAUCCUCAUUGAUGUGCACAUAUGGCGCUAUCGGCAAUUCUGGAGGCUUUUGGCCUAUCAGUUGUGCUAUGUCAACUCAUCCGAAGUUCUAUUCGCUGCCAUGUCUCUAUACAAUCUCCGCAUUGUUGAGCGUAUGUGGGGUUCGCGCAAGUUUGCUUCCUUUCUGACAGUCACGUUCUUGAUUACCUCAAUUAUCCCCCCUGUCAUGUCGAUUGUACUGCGGCCUCUCACUGCGGGAUGGCUGAACUACAUCCCCGCUGGACCAACUCCCAUUAUCUUUGCUAUUCUGGCUCAGUAUCAUGCUAUGGUCCCGCACAUGUACAAGUAUCGGAUUGCUACAUCUGAAGCGCCGCCUACCGACCGGCCUUUCGUCGGCCUCACGUUCUCCGACAAAUCUUACAAGUACGCCAUUGCCCUACAUCUGGCACUACUGCAGUGGCCAGGUUCAGUUCUGGGCGCAAUCACAGGCUGGGUUGUUGGAUACUCAUGGCGGGAAGGGUUACUUCCUGCUGCUCUCGUGCGCUGGCGAGUGCCGGGCUGGGUUGUGGGGCUUAGCUCACAGAGGCGGAGUGCCGAGUUUGAAGGUCUCAGGCGUCGACUUGAGGAUGAGAACUCAACGACGGGGGCUGCAACCGGGGCUCAAGCUUCGGCGGAGGGUCAAACAGAGCGCCGGAGAACCAUGGGACAGCAGAUUAUGGACCAAGUCCGAGAGGUUCUUUAG
This is a messenger RNA of Fusarium sp. VM40, 819 nucleotides long. NCBI's taxonomy places the organism in Eukaryota, Fungi, Ascomycota, Sordariomycetes, Hypocreales, Nectriaceae. The record is from the annotation of a GenBank genome assembly.